CCCUAACGCACAAACCACGCAAAAUUUACAGAGCGGCUGUAACACAUUUAACAGCAAAAUGAAGGUUGUGGCUGCAUACUUGUUGGCUCUAUUGGGCGGUAACACCUCUCCAUCUGCUAAUGAUCUGAAGAACAUCCUCGGUUCAGUGGGUGCUGAUUGCGAUGAAGACAGAAUUGAAUUGCUGUUGUCCGAGGUCAAGGGUAAGGAUAUCACAGAACUAAUUGCAUCUGGAAGGGAGAAGUUGGCUUCAGUUCCUUCUGGUGGUGGGGGUGUUGCAGUUGCUGCUGCCGCUGGUGGUGGUGCUGCACCUGCCGCAGCUGCUGCCGCUGAGCCAAAGAAAGAAGAGAAAGUUGAAGAGAAAGAGGAGUCAGAUGAUGAUAUGGGAUUCAGUUUGUUUGACUGAGGAUCAUGGUACCAAGUAUUUUUCUUGUCUCAUCUUUGGAUAUGAAUUUUUUGGUAGCGAUUUCAUAGUUUUAUCCUCAAACGUUGAAUUUUGUUUCCAGAGCUUUUUCAGUCAAGUAGUUUGUUCUGCUAAUGGUUUUAUAUCAUCUUCAAUUUGUUGAUUUUGAAACGUGGCUGCCGAUGUGCUGUAUACCUCAACUUGAGCUCCAUAGAUAAGCCAUUGCCUUGGAAGUUUUUGAUGAUAAAUACUAUCUAUCUUCAUCCAAUAUGGUGAUGUACUGACUUGUUAUGUAGCUUGAUAGAACGAGUUAAAUGUAACCUUAUAUGAUCGACAUUAGACCGAUAUUUGUCA
Cynara cardunculus var. scolymus (artichoke) is the source of this 754-nucleotide messenger RNA. Its product is annotated as 60S acidic ribosomal protein P2-like. The record is from RefSeq and is a predicted model, not a curated record. Gene Ontology annotation, cellular component: ribosome; cytosolic large ribosomal subunit. Bases 59 to 403 code for a protein of 114 amino acids. The transcript is spliced from 4 exons. NCBI's taxonomy places the organism in Eukaryota, Viridiplantae, Streptophyta, Magnoliopsida, Asterales, Asteraceae. Gene Ontology annotation, molecular function: structural constituent of ribosome. Gene Ontology annotation, biological process: cytoplasmic translational elongation.